Messenger RNA from Paramisgurnus dabryanus, 3032 nucleotides. It is a transcript of the gene plcd1b, whose product is annotated as phospholipase C, delta 1b. Gene Ontology annotation, biological process: intracellular signal transduction; lipid metabolic process. Gene Ontology annotation, cellular component: plasma membrane. Lineage: Eukaryota; Metazoa; Chordata; Actinopteri; Cypriniformes; Cobitidae. Gene Ontology annotation, molecular function: calcium ion binding; phosphatidylinositol-4,5-bisphosphate phospholipase C activity. The record is from RefSeq and is a predicted model, not a curated record.
UGAUAGCACUAUGUGCCAGGUAAAACCGUACAUGUGACGGAAAGUUUGGCUAACUCGGGUUUUAUCCAACCUUGGCGGUGGGUUUAUUUUUUCUUGAAAAGAGAGAUUGUGAGUUAUACGUUUUUAUUUUUGCUGGAAAUAAGGACGUUGGAUAUUGUGGACAACGGAUAUAUAACUAACAGCUGAAUUUACGAGAAAUGGAUUCCAACGGCAUUGCUGAAAAGCAAGGUUUGGAGGGGGAUACAGACCUGCAGUUCUUAUUGAAUGGCGGUGAUCUUUUGAAAGUGCGUUCAGGCUCGUGGAAAAAGAUUCGCUACUUCAAGCUGCAGGAAGACUGCAAGACCCUGUGGCAUGAAUCCAAAAAAACCCUGAAGUCCAAACAAACAUUCUCUGUUGAGGACAUCGAGGCGAUACGAACAGGCCGACAGACUGAAGGUUUAAAGAAGUACACAGGAGAUGCACUGGAGGGUCAGGCAUUCUCUAUCUUGUUUAAGGGGCGGCAGAAAAGCCUGGACCUGAUCGCCAACUCCGAGGAUGAGGCCAAGAAGUGGAUCAAUGGUCUGGAAAAGGUCAUAUCAAACAUGAACAAUCUCAGUCCGCUCAAGAAGACCGAGCACUGGAUCUAUAGCUGCAUGCGAAAAUCAGAUAAAGACUUUGACAAGAAGAUGAGUCCAAAAGAGCUGAAGAGCUUUCUGCAAAGCAUCAACAUUGAGGUGGAUGAUGACUACGCCAAGAUCCUCUUUGAGAAAUGUGACACGUCAAAGUCUGGAUUCAUAGAGGGAAAGGAGAUUGAGCGUUUCUAUAAAAUCCUGACGCAUAGGGAAGAGAUUGAUGUCAUCUAUGGAGAAUACGCAAAGACAGGCAGUCUCAUGAGCACCACUGACCUGCUGAACUUCCUGUUGAAGGAGCAGAAAGACAGUGCAUCUCAGACCGAUGCUCUUCAGCUGAUUGACAAAUAUGAGCUUGACGAAGAUGCCAAAGCAAAACAGCUCAUGACAAAGGAUGGCUUCCUAAUGUAUCUGCACCAGCCGGAAGGCCUGAUCUUUAACCAGGCCCAUAAAAGCGUUUACCAGGACAUGAACCAGCCUCUCAACCAUUACUUCAUCUCCUCUUCUCACAACACGUACCUGAUGGAGGACCAGCUUAAAGGACCCAGCAGCACUGAGGGUUACAUAAAAGCACUUGUUAAGGGCUCCCGCUGUGUGGAGAUGGACUGCUAUGAUGGAUCAGAUGGAGAGCCGGUCAUUUAUCAUGGAAACACUCUCACCCCAGAGAUCUUCUUUAAAGAUGUGAUACAAGCCGUUAAGGAAUAUGCCUUUAAGACGUCUGCAUAUCCUGUGAUACUGUCUUUGGAAAACCACUGUGGUUUGGAGCAGCAGAAGGUCAUGGCUCAGCACAUGAUCUCCAUCCUGGGUGACGCUCUGGUGACCAAACCCCUUGGAGAUAAGAUGCCAACAUGUUUUCCUUCCCCUGAGGAGCUAAAGGGCCGGUUUAUAGUCAAAGCAAAGAGUCGGGGCAAACUUGAGGACAAAUUUUCAGAUGAGGAAAAAGCAGAAGAUGCAGGGAGUGUAACAGAGGAAGAAGAUGAUGAAGGCGAGGAAGAUGAAGAAAAGAAGGCUGAUAAAUCAAAGUCAAUGAAGGUGGCAAAGGAGCUGUCAGAUCUUGUCGUCUACUGUAAAAGCGUUCCUUUCCAUGGGUUUGAGGAUUCCAGGGAAAAGCAGUCGUUUUAUGAGAUGGCCUCUUUUAAAGAGAGUAAAGCUGUAAAACUGGCAGAGGAGAACGCAAAUGAAUAUAUUCGCCAUAAUACAGACAAACUCAGCCGCAUUUAUCCAUCUGGACUAAGGGCAGACUCUUCAAACUAUGAUCCUGUGCCUCUGUGGAAUGCAGGCUGUCAGAUAGUGGCCCUCAACUUUCAAACCCCCAGCACAGAGAUGGAUCUGAAUCAUGGCCUGUUCCUUAAAAACGGACAGAGCGGCUACAUUCUGAAGCCUCCUUACCUCCGAGACCCAGCAACCGAGUUUGACCCCAUCACUCUCACUAGAGGACCGUGGCUAAAUCAAAAAAACCUUCAUGUGAUGGUGAUCUCAGGCCAGCAGUUACCCAAAACAAAUGAAAAGGAGUCCUCCGUUGUGGAUCCUCUUGUUAAAGUGCAGAUCUACGGUGUGCCAGCAGAUACGAAUGAGAAAGAAACUGCAUACAUUGCGAACAAUGGGUUUAACCCCAUGUGGAAUGAACAUUUCCAGUUUGAAGUGUGUGUGCCAGAUCUUGCACUGGUGCGCUUUUUGAUCGAGGACCACGACUCAACCUCUGGCAAUGACUUUAUUGGGCAGUGUACGAUUCCCUUCAACAGCCUAAAAAAUGGAUAUCGUCACGUGCCUUUGUUCAACCAGAAUGGAGAUCUCCUGUCGUCAGCUAGAAUUUUUGUCCACAUCAUGGUUGUGGAUUCUGAAUAGAUUAUACAUUAGCACAGUUCAGACUGAAUCUUUUGUAUCACUAUGUUCAACAAUGCAGGUAUAACAGAGGUUAAAUGUGUCUUUUUAACUGGUCUGCAACAAAUGAGGCAGCUCUUAAUAUUGUGAAUUUAAUUUUUUUUUAAACAUCGUAGGAAUACUGCAACUGUGUCAAAGCUGCAAUAUGAUGGUCUUGCAUUCAACUACUAGAAUUUUUUACUUGUAUUUUAUGCUAUACAUUUCUGUGUGCCAAGUAGACUAUUAACACUACAAAUUUGCAUGCUGAAGAUUCACUUUCACUGGUUUUAACUGCUUUUUGAUAUUCGGAUUUUAGCAAAGGGGGUCAAUUUAGGACAUUUCAAUUUUUAUUCAGUAAUAUUUAAAUGCAUAUUCUUAAGUAAAGCCUGCAUAUGUUUUUAUUUCCCUUGUCUUUUAUGUAGUUACAUUACUGUAGUUGACUACAACUAUGAAGUACUUUGUCAUUCACCUAUUAAAACAUUUGAUACUCAAUCUUAAUAAGUGAUUCUGCCAACUGUACACUACCUUAAAAAAAGAAAAUAAACAUAAGUUAUUUUAAAAUGU